Messenger RNA from Medioppia subpectinata, 519 nucleotides. The record is from the annotation of a GenBank genome assembly. Lineage: Eukaryota; Metazoa; Arthropoda; Arachnida; Sarcoptiformes; Oppiidae.
CGAGCCGUCAGAUUCGGCCAAAAGUUGUCCAAAACUGUCCUCUAUUUGUGGCAACUUUUGCUCAGCGUUUAUGUCUUCUUAUAUCCAUUCGCUUUGAAAUCAAACGACGAGUUGUGUCACGAAUUUAGCAAAUCUAUGGACUGGAAGAAUGGUCUGAUCCGAGCGUUUGAGUGGCACCCGAAUGGACACAAGUGUGCCGUUUGUCACAUAAAUGAUUGCAUUUAUAUCUAUUCGUUUGACAACACUUUCGUUCCGCUUCUCAAGCAUUCAUUGCAGACGAAAGUGACGUCCAUUUCGUGGAGUCCCACACAAGAGGACACACUCGCCGUGUGUUGUGAAUCAGUGAUCAUUUUAUGGACAUUAGAUCCAAACUCAAGACAAUAUCGGCCCAAAACUGAAUGCAUUCACAUAAUUAACUGCUCUAUUAGUCCGUUAACUGACGCCAAGUUUGAUCCGAGCGGUCGUUAUUUGGCCGCUUGUGGUCCGCAGUCGUCAAAGAUAUCACUAAUAGAUGUCGAC